Penicillium lagena is the source of this 9462-nucleotide messenger RNA. RefSeq names its product membrane morphogenesis protein VPS13. Gene Ontology annotation, cellular component: extrinsic component of membrane. The transcript has 4 exons. NCBI's taxonomy places the organism in Eukaryota, Fungi, Ascomycota, Eurotiomycetes, Eurotiales, Aspergillaceae. The record is from RefSeq and is a predicted model, not a curated record. Gene Ontology annotation, biological process: mitochondrion organization; protein retention in Golgi apparatus; late endosome to vacuole transport. The coding region runs from base 1 to 9462 and encodes 3153 amino acids.
AUGUUGGAAGGCCUGGUUGCUAAUCUGCUCAACCGAUUCCUCGGAAUAUACGUCAAGAAUUUCGAUGCGAAGCAGCUGAACAUCGGAAUUUGGUCGGGCGAUGUCAAACUGCGGAACCUCGAGCUGCGCCGGGAAGCGCUCGACCAGCUUCGCCUUCCAUUAAACGUUGUCGAGGGCCAUCUCGGCGAGCUUACCUUAUCGAUUCCGUGGUCCAACCUAAGAGGCAAACCCGUCAAGGUCGACAUCGAGGAUGUGUUUUUGCUCGCGGCGCCGAAGGAAGAUGCAGACUACAACACCGAGGAGGAGGAACGGAGGCAGCAUGCGCUGAAAAUGGAGAAGAUUGAGGGCGCGGAGAUUCUACGCGAACAAAAUGCGGACGGUAUGAGCCAGGAAGAACAGCGACGGAACCAAAGCUUCACCGAGAGCAUGGUCACGGCCGUGGUCGACAACCUUCAGAUCUCCAUUAAGAACGUGCAUUUUCGCUACGAGGACUCGAUUGCCUCUCCAGGCCACCCCUUUGCCGUGGGCUUGACCCUGAAAGAGCUCAGCGCCGUCAGCACAGACUCGGAAUGGAAUCCUACUUUCAUCCAGUCCACCUCUGGAAUCACACACAAGUUGGCAGUUCUCGGUGCCCUCUCUGUCUACUGGAAUACAGAUGCUACGCUGUUGGGAACCGGUAGAGGCUCUGAUAUUGGCGCCGAGGCUCAGGGGACCAGCCACGAAGAGUUGAUGGAGAAAUUGCGGACCGCAAUUGACAGCGACGAAGGCAACCAGUUCAUGCUUCGCCCCGUGAGUGGACGUGCUGGUCUUGAACUGGACAAAUCAGGGAAACACGACCGCCCCGCAAUCAAAGCGCGUCUCCUGUUCGAUGAGCUGGGUUUUGUCUUGGAUGACAAUCAAUAUCGCGAUGCUCUGAUGCUGGUUGAUCUGUUCCAUUACUUCAUCCGCCACCAGGAGUACAAAAAACUCCAGCCCAAGUGCUCUCCGAAAGAAGAUCCUCGCGCGUGGAUGAAGUUCGCUGGAGACGCGAUCCUCAGCAAAAUUCAUGAUCGCAAUAGACGCUGGACCUGGGACUACAUCAAGGAACGCAGAGACGACCGCAUAGCCUACAUAAAUUUGUUCAAGAAGAGGAAACGAGAAGAGGCUCUUUCUUCGGAAGAAACCAAAACCCUGGAAGCACUGGAAUGGAAACUUAGCUACGAGGAUAUAAGGUUCUGGCGAUCGCUCGCAAGGAACCAGCUGCGCAAGGAAAAUGUCGGAAUCAAGAAACCCGCCCGCCAACAGACAUGGGGCGAGUGGAUCUGGGGCGCCAAAAAGGAAGAGGACGAAGAAGAAACCACCAUGACCGAGGAGCAGCGGCAAGAGCUCUACAACGCGAUUGACUGGGACGAAAAGAAGGCAAUCUCGGAGAGCGUCGAUGUUCCACGGGAAUGGGUCAAGUUGCAGGUCAAUUGGAGUCUCCGCGCCGGCAGCUUCACCCUGAAACAGGACCCUCACGGUGCUGCGAAUGAAGUCAUGAAGCUGGUGUUUGACAAUUUCCGUGCAAAAGCCCUUCAGCGGCCAGACUCCUAUCUCCUUGAUCUGGACCUCGGUGGCUUGAAAAUGUACGACGGCACCACUCCCGGCAGUCUCUACCCCCAAAUCGUGAAAGUGAAGGAUUCCCUUCCCGAGCCCUCCAAACGCGAAGAAAAAAGUGGUGAGGAUGAUGACCUUGCCUCGGAAGCGAGUGCAGAUGUCAUCGAAGAUGAAGACAGUCUGUUCCACCUGCAGCUUGAGAAGAAUCCAUUAGACAGCGACGCAGACUCGGCCGUCAAGGUCAAGCUGAAGAGUAUUGAGGUCAUCUACAACCCUCGAUUUUUGGUGGGGAUUGUAAAAUUUUUCGAACCACCCGAGCGACAUAUGGAGUCUAUUGGAGCACUUUUGGAUACUGCAGGUGCCACAGUCGAAGGCCUCAGACAGCAAACCCGAGCGGGACUGGAGUUUGCCCUGCAGGAACACAAGAAGGUUGACGCGCAGUUCGAUGUGCACGCGCCUUUGAUCAUUGUUCCGGAAAGCAUUACGCAGGAAUCUUCGCUGUGCUUGAUCCUUGAUGCCGGUCAUGCGAGUGUCAACAGUGAACUGGUCGACCGCCAGGCCAUGCGAGACCUUCAAUCCAAGCAGAAGCGGACAUACGAAGCGGAGGACUACAAGCAAUUAGAGCACUUGCUUUACGAUCGCUUCCUCAUCAAGCUGGAUUCCACGCAGCUCCUGAUUGGACCCGGCGUGGAUGCAACAAAAGCGCAGCUCAGUUCAGGUGUCGAGUCCAAGAACUUCCAUAUCAUUGACCGGAUCAACGUCGACUUUGUGCUGGAGAUGUGUAUUGUGCCGAAACAGACCCAGCUCACGCGCACGCGCAUCUCGGGCCAUUUGCCAGAACUUCAUGCCUCCAUGUCGGACACCAAAUAUAAGGGAUUGAUGAAGCUGAUCGACAUUGCCAUUCCGCACUUCGAGAAUGAUAAACCAGCGUCUGAUCCUACAUCACUUGAAGCCAAGAAAGAGGAAACAGCGCUAGCCACGAGAGCCAGAUCGUCCUCUUUCCAACCUCCGGUCCUCCCUGUCGUCGACGAAGAUUUCGAGGCAGAUUCAGACAGUGAACAGGCCAAGAAGAGUCUGGAUACACCGACUAACAUUCAUCGCCGAGAUUUCGAGUUUAAAUUCACCGUUGGCCGCCUUCGCGGGUCCUUGUUUCGGUCCAAGUCGCAUGAUAUGCAACACGAUCAACUGCUGGUUGAAUUGGUCGCCGAAGGGUUCGAGCUGGACUACUACAUGCGUCCUUACGACAUGGUUGCUGAAGUGGUCCUGAAAUCACUGAGUGUGGACGACUAUAUUGAGGAAAACCCGGUUCCUGAAUUCAAGAGGAUUAUCUCUUCGAAAGGGUUUAACGCCGACGAGGAUAAGGAUCUUUUCCAUUUGAAGAUGGUACGGGUCAAACCCGAGUCUCCAGAAUUUGAGUCGACCUACGAAGGAGUGGCGAUGAAUCUCGAUAUAUCGGUCUCGACAAUCAACCUCGUAGUGACACGGAAGACGCUCCUCACGCUCCUGGACUUCAUACUUCUCACCUUCACAAACCCUCAACAGCCACCUGCCCAAGACGAUCAACCCGACAAGGCCAUACAGGAAUUGAACAAUACCGAUGAGCAGCCCCAGCAGGUUGGGAAACUGCGCAUCAAGACCAAUCUCCAGAGUAUCGCGCUGAUCUUAAACAACGAUGGCGUCCGCUUGGCAACUCUGAGUCUCAAUACUGCAGAUGUCGGCAUUUUCCUCGUCGGUCGUGCCAUGACCAUCCAGUCUCGGAUAGGAAGCUUGACCUUGGUCGACGAUGUCAACCUCGGUGCAUCGGAGGAGUCGGACAUUCGACGACUCAUGACCAUCGAAGGCGACAACUUUGCAGACUUCAAGUACGAAACCUUCGAUCCUGAAAGCGAUACUUAUCCCGGCUAUGACUCUGAGGUCUAUCUACGGUCUGGCUCCAUUAAAAUCAAUUUUUUGGAGGAACCCUACCGUAAGAUCAUCAACUUCUUGGUCAAGUUUGGCAAAAUGCAAGCCAUUUUCAAUGCAGCCCGGCAGGCAGCGGCGAACCAAGCGAACCAGUUGCAGGAGAACGCUUCGCGAAUGCGGCUUGAUAUCGUGGUCAAGACUCCGAUCGUCGUGUUCCCACGAGUGGUGGCAGAUGACCGGCCGCGAGAUACGAUCACGGCACACCUCGGUGAAAUUUAUGCCAAGAACGAAUUCGUGCCCAUGGACGACUCCAAGGACAGUCCCGCAGUCAACGUGAUCUCAACUGGCGUUCGCAACAUCCGCCUUACCUCCAACUUGCAUUUCAAUGGUGGUGUCUCGGAAGAGCUGGAAAUGAUCCAGAAAGUCAAUCUCGAGUUCAGUAUCUGCUACUUGGAGCAUCAAACCGACAAUUCGCGACCGGAUAUGGAGGUCGAAGGUUCUUUGUCGCCUAUCAACCUGCGCAUCUCGCAAAGUCAACUCAAAUUUUUGUUGGCUCUUUCAAAGUCGAUCCCGGCUGCAUUUGCGACUGAUGCUGAGCAACAGGAACUUGAGGCCAUGGAGUCUCUGCCUUCGUCCGUUACUGAACCCACACGCGAGGCCACCUCAAAAGCUGUACAGGCCCCCAGUGAUGGCGAAAAUCAAGAAGUAUGGGUACGACUUGAUAUGAUCUUUAAAGUGGACAGCGUUGGCCUGGAGCUUAUUCUAGGGACCGACAACCAACCCGUUGGCAGCUUGGAAGAUUCUAGUCUUUCCAAGUUCUCCCUCAACGACACCAGAGUCAAGCUGCGCAUGUUGACGGAUGGAUCGUUGGAUUCGGAGUUACUGAUUCACUCGUUCUCGAUCCGAGAUAGCCGUCGCCAGGACACGAACAAGUUUAGGAACAUUAUGUCACUCAUCAACAACGACGUUAAGCAGCAGUUCAUGGCUAGCGUUUCCAUGUCCCCUGGUCCGGAGAAGCAUCUCAUUGCGAUGUUGACGAUUGACAGCCCUCGCAUCAUGUUCGCCUUGGACUAUCUCUCCGCUCUGCAGUCCUUUACGCAUUCGGCAUUUGCAUCGGACGAACCAGAGGAAAUUUUCGAGGAAGAAACAGAAUCCCCUGAAGAAUCCGACCUCGGAUCCGUUGCUGCGAGCGUCGACCAAGCAUCGACAGAAACGUCAGCUGGAGACAACCAGGCUGAAAAAAUGACCGUGUCAUUUCGGGCGAACCUGGUGGAUGCUCAGGUUAUUAUGGUUGCGAACCCUGCCAUCCCUCACUCCGAAGCCAUUGUGCUUGGGACGAAGGAGAUCCUCAUCUCUCACCAGAAUGUCUCAACGCUGCAGAUUCAGAAGGUUGGUAUGUUCUUGUGCCGCAUGGACAAGUUUGAAACAAGCCGACUUCGGAUUCUGGACGAUUUCACCGUGGAACUUUCUGUUGAUAGCCGACCGCAAGAAAAGGGAUCUGCUUUGACCUCCAUCGAGGGUCACGUAGAGCCACUCGUUCUCAGGUUGUCGCUGCGUGAUAUCUUGAUGGCAAUUCAGAUUGUCAACAAGGCGUCUGAGAUGAGGGCUCGCAAUGCUCAGCAGGUCGAGGGCAGUGAUGCGAAGAAGAUUGCUGAUGGAAAGGGCACGAGGGCACGAUCGGCGAGCAAGACGUCCUCGACUAUAGCAACCCGCACCCGGCGCCGCCUGAGCCAGACGAUUGAAACCGUGGACAAGAGCGUUUUACCGCAGACCUCGGCAGUCCUGAAGCGCGAAGAAUUAUCGGCCAAGAUGGAUGGCCUUCGUGUGAUUCUUAUCGGAGACCUGCACGACUUGCCUCUUCUCGACUGGAGUGUCAAGGGAUUCACCGUGAACGUACGGGACUGGUCCUCUACGCUGAGUGCAGACACAAAUUUCGAUACCUAUCUAAAUGUCUACAACUUCUCGAAGUCGGCAUGGGAGCCAUUGAUUGAACCGUGGCAACUGGGAUUCCAUAUGGCCAAGGAGGUCAACCCAGAUGUUCUUUCCAUUGAUGCGUAUUCCCACAAGAAUAUGGAACUCACUGUCACUUCUGCCACGAUUGCUCUCGCAUCCAAAUCCUUCCAGUUCCUGUCUACGGAUGAAGAUGUUCUCUCUAAGCCAAGAGGCGCUGAUGCUCCUUAUCGGAUCCGCAACCACACCGGGUUCGAUCUUAGAGUUUGGGCCGAUGUCAGCGCUGGGGAGGACGGUCCUGCCGCGAAGCUCAGUGAUGGAGAAGAAGCUCCCUGGCGUUUUGAGGAUUCCACCGCUGUUCGAGAGACACUUACGCCCGAAGGCCAUGGCGGUGUGGUGGGCGUGAAGCUGGAAGGAAGUGGGUUUGACAGCAUCGCCCGAAUUCCUGUGGUGCGAGAAGGAGAGGUCAUCUACGGGUUGAAACCCAAGCAAGAUGGUGUCCUGCACCGUUUGCUUGUGGAGGUCACGCUGGGAGCCAACAAUGUCAAGUAUAUCACCUUCCGAUCCCCGUUCCUCAUUGAGAACAACACACAGAUCCCCGUCGAACUGGGUGUCGUCAGCCCUGGUGAAGGCAACUUGUUGAAGAUCGAGAAGAUUCUCCCAGGCGAUGCUCGCCCCGCCCCCGUUGGAUCAGCAUUUCUCCAUUCGGUGGUUAUCCGGCCUGACCAGGGCUUUGGGUAUGACUGGUCAAACGAGCAGCUGUUUUGGAAAGACCUUUUGCGCCGGCCAACGCGAACGGUCAAGUGCGUCAGCGAGAAUGGACAGCAGUCGCCUCCUUUCUAUUUCCAGGUCAAUGCAACCUACGAGUCGAAGGACUCACUCACAAGCACGUACCCCUACAUGCGUGUUCGCAUUUUUGCACCCGUGGAAAUUGAGAACCUACUGCCUUAUGACUUCAAGUACCGCAUUUAUGACAAGAACACUAAGAAGGACUGGACAAACUUCUUGCGGAAGGGAGGUGUGAGCCCCGUUCACGUGGUGGAGCUGUCUCACUUACUCCUGCUGAGCAUCGACCUGGAGGACACCGUCUUCCGUCAGAGCGAAUUUGGCAUCAUUAACGGGAAUGCUCAGGACUAUCGCAGAGAGCAUACCCUUUGCCUGAAAGAUGAACACCAUCUGCAGUUGAAGCUGAACCUGCACUAUUUCAACAUCCCCAAUAGUGGAGGCGCCUUCAAGGUCUCUGUCUACAGCCCGUACCUCAUUCUGAACAGGACCGGUCUCCCCAUGGAUAUUCAAAGCAAGGCCUUCCUCCAGUCCGCGCGAAAUGCUGCUGGCCAAGGACUCAGAGUUGACCCGAGAGACGGAGGCCGUGCGCUGCCGUACAUGUAUUCUUACUCCACGGAUGACCAGCGGAACCGAUCUAUCCUAAAGGUCGGUGACUCUGCAUGGAGUAAGCCCCAGAGUCUCGAGGCCAUCGGCAGCACCUUUGAAGUGAUCUUCCCCGACCGGACUGGCAGAUCUGAAUUUCACUCCGGAGUCUCUGUUAACAAAGGCGAAGGCAAAUACAAGCUGACAAAGGUGGUGACCAUCGCACCGCGGUUCAUUUUGAAGAACAAGCUUAGCGAAGAUCUUCAAGUGCGCGAGCCCGGGUCGUCGAAUGUUGUUCAGAUCAAGAGCGGUGAAUUGAUCCCGCUGCACUUCCUGCGACAAGUUGCGGAGAAACAACUCUGUCUCUGUUUCCCCGGUGUCAAUAAUCAGUGGUCCUCGCCGUUCAAUAUUGCGGAUGUCGGGACCGUGCAUGUCAAGCUGGCUAAGGCGAACCAGCGACAGCGGUUGAUUAAGGUGGAUGUCAUCAUGGAGGACGCGACACUCUUCCUACACUUUAGUCUCGAGACGCGGAACUGGCCGUACUCGAUGCGCAAUGAAAGUGACAUGGAGUUCCUCUUCUACCAAGCCAAUCCAAAUGUCGAAGAUGAUGAAGACGACCGAACGAGCGGCUGGCGGCCGAUUCGGUAUCGUUUGCCGCCGCGGAGUAUCAUGCCUUAUUCUUGGGACUAUCCCGCGAGUAAGAACAAGUCUCUCGUCUUGACCUGCAAUGGGAAAGAGCGCCAUAUCAGGCUUGCUGAGAUUGGUAAUUUGAUUCCGAUGCGCGUUCCACCUUCACAGCAAGGCGGAUACCAGAAGAUCAUCGACAUCAGCAUCGUUGCCGAUGGGCCCACUCAGACUCUCAUGCUGUCGAAUUUCAAGCCUUCCAAGAGUAUCUACAAGCAGCAGAAGGCCCAGUCCAGCACGAGCACUACUGGGUUUGAAGUCAAGGAAAUGAGUUCAGAAGUGAACUUCAAGGCCCAGCUUCGUCUGGGCGGCAUUGGUAUUUCCUUGAUCAACCAGAAUCUACGGGAGCUGGUUUACCUCACCUUCCGGGAAAUCGAGAUCAAGUACAGGGAGUCGAGGCUGUACCAGACUCUGAACACGACGAUCAAGUGGAUCCAGAUCGACAAUCAGUUGUAUGGCGGCAUUUUCCCAAUCCUGUUGUAUCCCAGUGUGGUUCCCAAGACCGGAAAGGAGAUGGAGGCGCACCCGAUCUUCCACGCGAUGGUGACUAGGGUCAAAGACGACUCCUAUGGUGUUCUUUACAUCAAGUAUGCCACACUGCUUCUGCAGCAGAUGACCCUUGAGCUAGACGAGGACUUUGUCAUGGCCAUGCUGGACUUCGUCAAGAUCCCUGGAGCUUCGUGGACCGAGGAGCAAGAGGAGGGCGAACUGUGUGAAGAGGAUCUGAAUAUUCCAGAACCACAGCAGGAAGACGCCGGUCAGGAUGUCUACUUUGAGCUUCUUCACUUGCAGCCCAUGCAGUUAGAUAUCUCUUUCAUGCGGACUGAGCGUGUCAAUGUGGAGGAUACAAUCCAGCCGUCCAACCCGCUGAUGUUCUUCAUCAAUAUCAUGACCAUGUCGAUGGGUAAUGUCAACGACGCGCCUAUCCGACUCAAUGCUCUGAUGCUGGAAAAUGCCCGUGUCUCCUUUGGGCGCUUGGUCAGCAACGUCCGCGCGCACUACACACAAGAAUUCUUGCGUCAAGUCCACAUCAUCGUUGGUUCGGCUGAUUUCCUGGGUAAUCCCGUCGGUCUGUUCAACAAUAUCAGCUCCGGUAUGGCCGCCAUCUUCUAUGAGCCGUACCAAGGCAUGGUCGUGACCGACCGACCCCAGGAGCUCGGCUACGGCAUUGCAAAAGGAGCCACCUUCUUCGUCAAGAAAUCCAUCUUUGGAUUUUCGGACAGUAUGGCGAAGCUUACUGGAAGUAUGUCCAAGGGUCUUGCGGCUGCGACUCUGGACAAGGAGUUCCAAAACCAGCGACGGAUGUCCAAAUCUCGUAAUCGCCCCAAGCACGCAUUGUACGGCAUCACGGCUGGCGGUAAUGCCUUUGCAACUAGCUUAGCUAGUGGAAUUGGUGGGUUGGCCCGCCAUCCAUUGCAAGGUGCGGAGAAGGAAGGUGCCCUGGGAUUUUUCAAAGGUGUUGGAAAGGGUGUUUUAGGUCUGGCCACCAAGCCAGCCAUUGGUGCCUUUGACCUAGCCUCCAAUCUCGCAGAAGGCGUCCGAAACACCACCACCGUUUUCGACGCAGAGGGCCUCGACCGCGUCCGUCUAACCCGCUUCAUCGGCAUGGACGGCAUCGUCCGCCCGUACUCCCAGCGCGAAGCCCUUGGCCAGUUCUGGCUUAAGACCACAGACGACGGCAAGUACUUCAACGAGGAUUACAUCGCCCACCUGGAACUACCUGGUCGCGACAUGCUGGUUCUGUUGACGUACGCGUGUAUCAUGCUCGUCCGCGCGAAGAAGCUCGACACUGAGUGGGACAUCCGGCUUACGGAUAUCCAAACUAUCUCCAAGGAACGCACCGGCAUGAGUAUCACGCUUAAGGGUGGCGCAAACGGGCCCUUUAUUCCUGUUCAGGAGGAGAGCGCCAGAAACUGGCUGUAUAAGCAGAUUGCUAUUGCGGUCAAUGCCUUCAAUGAGAAGUAUAAUUCCAAUCGAGGAUAG